Molecule: messenger RNA, 1272 nt
Organism: Aspergillus lentulus
Lineage: Eukaryota; Fungi; Ascomycota; Eurotiomycetes; Eurotiales; Aspergillaceae
Product: zinc-binding alcohol dehydrogenase family protein
Molecular function (GO): oxidoreductase activity, acting on NAD(P)H
Source: RefSeq, a predicted model, not a curated record
AUGUCCACAGUAUCAACUUAUGUCCGAGUCAGUAGCCUGGAAGAGCCGCUCUUCCAUCACCAUUUGUCUGUUGCGAAGACACCAGAGCCUACAACAACCCAUCGAUCCGGCAUUGCAUCAGCUACCAAACAACAUAAAAAGACGAAACAGAGCGCGCUGUUAUUGAAGGGCAUAGGGGAGCCAUAUACACUUGUGGCAGAUCAUGACGUCCCUACAGUAUCGCACAAAGACGAGAUCUUAGUCAAGAUCAUGGCUAUUGGAUUGAAUCCCAUCGACUGGAAAGGACCUGCAUACAACUUUGGGAUCCCAACCCUCCCAUGGAUCAACGGGCGUGACCUAGUCGGAGAGGUCAUCCAGGUGUCUUACGGUUGUUCCCGUCUUCGAGUCGGUGAUAUCGUCCUCGUUCCGUCCACAGACUACAGGGAUAUACGGAAGGCUGCCUUUCAAGAAUAUGCCGUGGCCACCCAUUUCAACGCUGCCCGCAUUCCGCCGACGGGGAAUAUACAAGCCUCUGCGUCUUUGGGGGUGGCCUUCGUUGCAGCUGCUCUAGCACUGGGUGUCUCAUUCGGAUUGGAUUUUGACCAUAUUCGGAGAUGUCCUGGACCAGAUCUCCCCGGAACUCUCCUACAAAUCGACCGCCAGGAACUUCCGACAGAUAUAACGGAUGAGUGCUUUCGAUCAUCUUCGAACGCGGAACGAACAACGCCAGGGGACUGGCUUGUAAUCUGGGGAGCAUCCACAACGACGGGUUAUAUCACUCUCCAACUUGCCAAACUUGCGGGACUGAGAGUCAUUUGUGUGGCCGAUGUAGCUCGGCACGGCGCCAAACUUCUCGAUGCUGGAGCAGACCUACUCGUUGAUCGCCACGACACCGCAAGAGCAGUGGACAUCAUCCGCGGCGUAACCAGAAAAAAGCUGAGAUAUGCUAUUGAUAUCGUGGGCAAGGACACGGCCACUCUAUUGCAGCAGACACUUGAUGCUACCGUGCACGAUGAUGGCUCACAUGCGCAUCUGCUGGGGUUGACUGGGUUACCCAAAGAGAGAGACAGCAGCAUUAUUUAUCACACAGUCCCAAUUAAACUGUUCCAUAGCUCUCCUGCAGUGGGAGAGGCUAUGGUGACUUGGCUUGAGGAGCUGCUACGAACGGAGACACUUCGAUUGCCGGAGAUUAUACUGGCAGAAGGAGGACUUGAAGGUGUCAACGCCUCGUUGGAGGACUUGAGACAGGGAAAGGCGUCUGGCAAGAGGAUUGUCACGAAUUUAGGACGGUAG